AAUUAUGGAACUUUGCGAUUACUGUCUAAAUAUAUUAGGUGUCUGUAUUUAUUUAUUUUGAUAGAAACAAUGAACACGACUCUGGAAACGUUGCUGUCGGUAUUUUCUGGUGCAAAGUAGCUGCGGACGGACGGAGCUUGCUGUCGUUGUCGUGGUGUUUCCGUUUCAUGUUCACACGAGUGUGGCAACUUAAAAUCACGUGCAUAAAAGCCAAAGCAUUUAUUUACUUUAUAGCUGCGACAAUGAUAGCAAAGAGCGACAAGGAAAUAUUGGCUAAUUCCAUGUAUGAAGACGAUCCCAAUGGCAACUCCUCACCAAUUCAGCAAGCAUCAGCAGUGGGCGCUGUGGAGGCGGCCAAGGUGUCACCACGCUGGGGACCACAACAUAAGGGCGCUCAGGAGCUGGCGUCACUCUAUAGCCCUGGCAAACGUGCACAAGAACUCAUUUGCGUUUAUACCUGCAUUGCUUUAAUGAUACUCAACUUGGGGCUUAUCGUCAAGCACAUGCAUUGGGAGCGCAUCAGUGUGGCCUUUCUCUCCGCCUUGUGUGGCAUUAUCACAGCAGACUUUGCCUCUGGCUUGGUGCAUUGGGCAGCAGACACUUGGGGCUCUGUGGACUUGCCGUUAAUUGGCAAGAAUUUUCUGCGCCCAUUUCGCGAGCAUCAUUUGGAUCCCACUUCAAUAACACGCCAUGACUUUAUAGAAACCAAUGGAGACAAUUUUAUGGUGGGUAUACCUAUACUCGGUUACCUAGCGCAUUAUUUUUAUGCCAAAUCGCCAAGUGAGAUCCAACAGCACUUUGGCUGGAUUGCGUAUGUGUUUCUCUGCUCCAUUUUUGUGGCCAUGACAAAUCAGAUUCACAAAUGGUCGCACACAUACUGGGGCUUGCCGAGGUGGGUGCUGUUGUUGCAAAACUGUCAUAUUAUCUUGCCACGCAAACAUCACCGCAUACAUCAUGUGGCGCCGCAUGAGACAUACUUUUGCAUCACCACCGGCUGGCUAAAUUGGCCACUGGAGCGUCUUAGAUUCUGGUCGACUUUUGAGCUGAUCAUAGAGCACUUCACGGGCCUGAAGCCGCGUGAUGAUGACAUGAAAUGGGCAAAAAAACUGACAUAGCUUUGCUGUUCAGGCAGCAGCUGUAUAUAUAAAGCUGGACCAAAACGCAACCUGCACCAAUUGCAAUAGCAACUACACCAAAGAAUUCGAGAAAAGAAAACAAAUAGCAACUACAAACUAUGAUUAAUUAUAUUUUUUGCACAACGAAAGCUUUAAAGACAACCAAAACUAUUAUAUUUAAAGUUUAACAUACAGAAAAGAAAAUGUUUACGCAUACAUAUGUUUCAAAAUUAUUUGCAUAGUAUUGUUAAUUGUAUUAUGAUCUCACUAUAAUUACUUUAUGUGUAUAUACAAUAUAUUUGUAUACAAACAGGUGAGCCUUACACACAAACUAGAGCUUGUUGACAACUUUUUUGA
Messenger RNA from Drosophila busckii, 1472 nucleotides. RefSeq names its product transmembrane protein 189 (gene Kua). The transcript is spliced from 7 exons. Bases 168 to 1115 code for a protein of 315 amino acids. Gene Ontology annotation, molecular function: oxidoreductase activity. The record is from RefSeq and is a predicted model, not a curated record. Lineage: Eukaryota; Metazoa; Arthropoda; Insecta; Diptera; Drosophilidae.